GAUCGUGUCGUACAGGGUAAUGUGGCUUUUUGGAUUACAUUUUGCUUUAUUCUUACUAUUGCUAUUGCUAUUGCUGUUACUAUUGCUAUUGCUGUUAUUAUUGCUAUUGCUGUUAUUAUUGCUAUUGCUGUUACUAUUACCCUUACUCUUACUAUUAGUCUCAUACUCUCAUACUCUCAAACUCUCAUACUCUCAUACUCUCGUAACCUUACCAACCUCAACUAUAUUAUCACCUCCUCAAUCUCAUCAUACAAUAAUACAAUGUUCUCUUCUGGGCACGGAGUUGGCCCACAGAAUGAUUUCGUCCCUCCAGUUGGCGUUUGA
Molecule: messenger RNA, 324 nt
Organism: Botrytis fragariae
Lineage: Eukaryota; Fungi; Ascomycota; Leotiomycetes; Helotiales; Sclerotiniaceae
Exons: 2
Source: RefSeq, a predicted model, not a curated record